This is a messenger RNA of Entelurus aequoreus (snake pipefish), 2268 nucleotides long. Its product is annotated as 5-hydroxytryptamine receptor 1B. The transcript has 2 exons. The coding region runs from base 130 to 1176 and encodes 348 amino acids. Gene Ontology annotation, cellular component: membrane. NCBI's taxonomy places the organism in Eukaryota, Metazoa, Chordata, Actinopteri, Syngnathiformes, Syngnathidae. The record is from RefSeq and is a predicted model, not a curated record. Gene Ontology annotation, biological process: G protein-coupled receptor signaling pathway. Gene Ontology annotation, molecular function: trace-amine receptor activity.
CGCGUCUUCACUGCGGGACGUGCCUUCCCAUCAUGGAGGAGAGGCGCAGGCUUUGAAGUGGGCGGACGCUGCCUUCAUGGACGCCAGCCUUUCCAGUGCUAAUGUGAGGGAGCAGCUCCGGUUUGUCCAAUGAUUGACACCAGCACGCCCGCCAUGCUGGACGGAAGCGGGCCAGCGCACUGCACCGUGUGCUGCUGCACGCUGGCCAACAAAAUCCUCAUGGUGGUCUUCAUGGUGCUGCUGAUCCUGGCCAUCCUGUUUGGGAACCUGCUGACGCUGGCGGUGGUGCUGGGCACCAAACACUUCCACACGCCUCAGGGCUACCUGAAGGCCUCGCUGGCCGUGGCCGACCUGACGGUGGGCGCCUUCGUGGUGCCGCUCUCCGUCUACGCCGAGGUCUACCUCAUGGCCGGGGACGCGGCGCCCGAGUGGACGGUGUCCAACUCGCAAUCGGUGAGUUUCCACCCGUGCAACGUCAUCGGGCCCAUCUUCGCCGGCUGCACACUGGUGUCCAUCACCACCAUCUUCCUGCUGACCAUCGAGCGGAGCAUCGCCGUGCUGCGCCCGCUGCACAAAGACUCGGUGAUCACCCGGAAGAGGACCACCACCCUCAUCUGGCUCUCAUGGCUGGGAAGCUUCUUCCUGGCCGUGUCGCCCAUGGUCUUCAGCCGCGAGAUCGCCCUGGAGUACAACCCCUGCAGCCGCAUGUGCAACUACGCACUGGGGACCAUCGGCGAGUUCCCCUCGCAGGCCUGGAACAUCCUCCUCCUCUUCCCGGCCUUCGACUUCACGCUGCUGAGCGGCACGGUGGCCAUCAACAUCAUCUCGCUGUCCAGCAUCAGGCAGCACUCCAAGCGCAGGAAGCACCUGGCCGAGGCCGAGUGCCAGAGCGCCACCAAGCCCACCUUCUCCGACAUCAAGGCGGCCAAAACCAUCGGGGCGCUGACGGUGGCCUUCAGCGCCUCCUUCACGCCCAUCGCCGUCUUUGUGGUGGGCAACGUUUUGGGGAACGAGUGGUGCAACUUCUCCUUUUUUGCCUUCUGGAUUUUGGCCGCCAACAGCUGCUGCAACGUGAUCAUUUACAGCGUUCGCGAUCAGAAGUUCAGGAUUUGUGCGCACAAGCUGCUCAUGCCUCUGCAGAGGAGCGAGGCCAACAGCAGCUGCAGACAGACUUGAUCUUUCUUCUCCCUGCUCUUCUCCGUUGUCUUUGAAACGCUGAUUAUUGUGGGAGGGGCUAGUCUUGUUCUCCGUCAAGCUGUGGAACAGUUCUUCGACUUCAACACGUGACCAGGACCAACUUCUCAGACCUUCAUAAUAAAGUUUAUAAGAAGUCAGCAACGCUUUGGAAGUGUCCUACACAGCCCCCUACCAGGGGUGUCCAAACUACGGCCCGCGAGACCUCACAAGUUCAACAAAGCAUCACACUGUGCGUUCAAAUUAAUCUUAAAUACCCGGCGGUCUCUGGAUGCUACAUAUUUGCUGCCAUCUUGUGGACAAUGUGAGUAAAUAAGAUCAACAACCCUUGAAAGUACUUGGAAUUAUUGGCACAGCAUUUACUAAUAUUACUAAAGUUAAAGUUAAAGUACCAAUGAUUGUCACACACACACUAGGUGUGGUGAAAUUUGUCCUCUGCAUUUGACCCAUCCCCUUGAUCACCCCCUGGGAGGUGAGGGGAGCAGUGGGCAGCAGCGUAGCCGCGCCCGGGAAUCAUUUUUGGUGAUUUAACCCCCAAUUCCAACCCUUGAUGCUGAGUGCCAAGCAGGCCAUGAAUUGAUUAACGUGGACCCCGACUUAAACAAGUUGAAAAACUUAUUGGGGUGUUACCAUUUAGUGGUCAAUUGUACGGAAUAUGUACUGUACUGCGCAAUCUACUAAUAAAAGUUUCAAUCAAUCAAUCAAAAACACAAUAUAAACAACCUUCCCUAGUAAUAGUAAAAAAAGAAGAAGCAACAAACAUAAAAGUGAACACACAUGGCCACACAAAACACAACCUGCUCACUGAACAUUGUGGAUAUUAUAAAAAACGUCCCAGACCCCAUACAAAUUUUAAGUUACACCCAUUUAAAUCCAUUAGAGUGCAUGAUGGGGAAAAAUGUAAAACACUAUCCACAUUUAUCCACGUUUGCCGCAUUUUAGCUGCUUGAUAUUUCUAAAUAAAUUACAAAACUUUAAGAAGGAUCGUCACGGACGGAAACAAGUUAGGAGUCGAACUUUGUCUUAAUAUCCAAUUAUAUUAAUGAUAUAUGCAUCAUAUUAAUAUAAUACACG